AUGGCAUUUUCACAUAUACCCUACCUACGUCAAACGGUCGACUCGAAGCAGUUGGUCGUCAAGGGUGAGCCCUUUCUGAUGCUGGCCGGGGAACUUCAGAACUCGUCGUUCAGCUCACCAGAAUACAUGAGAGAUGUCUGGGACAAGCUGACUACUAUGAACAUGAACACGGUACUCGGUUCUGUAUCUUGGGAGCAGAUCGAGCCUACAGAAGGAAACUUCGACUUCAAGUCUCUGGACCAGGUUCUGCUGGAUGCUCGGGCCCAUGGUUUACAUGUUGUGCUCUUGUGGUUUGGCAGCUUCAAGAAUGGUCUCUCUACUUACACACCACAUUGGGUCAAGCAGAAUCCCAAGCGAUUCCCGAGGAUGAAGAUGCGUGGUGCAAAUGGGAAGCUGACUACAGGCGACGUGCUGACAAUCUUUGGUACAGAGGCACAAAAGGCUGAUGCCAAAGCUUUCAAAACACUCAUGCAGCACCUGAAAGAUCUGGACGAAGAGCAUUCUACCGUCAUCAUGGUACAGGUGGAGAACGAAGUCGGCUGUUUGGGUGACUCGAGAGAUCGCAGUGAGCUUGCCGAAGCACGCUUCUCAGCACCACUGCCCGAGGAAUUCUGUGACUUCCUUUCGAGGGACUGGUCUGGCUUCAAUGAUACAUUUAAGCGUAAUCUCGGGCAGCUUCGCCAAUUUACGGUUCACAAAGGCAUGACGUGGAAGAACUUACCUGGGAACUCCAAGCGGAUCGACGAGCUGUUUAUGGCAUUUGCCUACGCUCGAUACGUGGACGGAAUUGCUGCUGCCGGAAGAUCAGUCUAUCCCCUGCCGCUAUACACAAAUGUCUGGCAGAACAUUAUCGACAGUGAUGCAGACACUAACCUCCCACCCAUCGUCGGAGGUGGCUCAGACCCAGGAGACUACCCAUCCGGUGGAGGUGUGAUAGAUGUGCUAGACGUCUGGCAAUCAUUCACACCCUCGCUCGAGUUCAUCGCCCCGGAUAUCUAUCUCAACGACUAUGCAACGUCGUGCAGAAAGUAUCGGCACAACAACCAACCUUUGUUCAUUCCAGAGCAGCGACGAGACGAGUACGGUGCAUUGCGUAUCUGGAAUGCAUUUGGCUCGCACGCAUGUCUGGGGACGUCGCCUUUCGGCUGCGAAACUGUGGAUCCUACGCAGAGCCCUUUCCGAAAACACUACGGCUUGUUGGCCAAGGUGCAACAUUACAUUCUCACUGCUCAAGCCAAAGGAGACGCCAGUGUGGGUUUCUUCUUCGAUGAAAUGGCUACGGAUGGCUCAGAUCCCUCGCAAAAAGUCACUGCCACAUUUGGAAAUUGGAACUUGAUGAUUGAACGAUCAUUCGUCUUCGGCCGACCAUCAGCUGGCUCAGGAAUGGUGAUUUGGACCGGAGACGACAACUUCUUGCUCAUCGGAUGGGGCUUCCAAGUCACUUUCAAGCACAAGAGCCCCGAAGCCCACUUCAACGGUAUCCUUAGAUUUGAAGAAGUGGAAGUCGAGGAUGUCAAGACUGGAGCACUGAGGACGGUUCGUCUGUUGAAUGGAGACGAGACCCAGAGUGGCAAGUUCGCUAUCAUGCCCAGUGAGAAUCCCGAUUAUGGCGACUUUCCGAUUAGUAUUACCAUCCCUGCACGUACGGGCAUUGCCGUCUGUCAGCCGUAUGCGCUUUUUGAUGAGUGA
This is a messenger RNA of Aureobasidium namibiae CBS 147.97, 1689 nucleotides long. RefSeq names its product glycoside hydrolase. The transcript has 2 exons. Gene Ontology annotation, molecular function: beta-galactosidase activity. Lineage: Eukaryota; Fungi; Ascomycota; Dothideomycetes; Dothideales; Saccotheciaceae. Gene Ontology annotation, cellular component: cell wall; vacuole; beta-galactosidase complex. The record is from RefSeq and is a predicted model, not a curated record. Gene Ontology annotation, biological process: carbohydrate metabolic process. Bases 1 to 1689 code for a protein of 562 amino acids.